AUGCGAGGCGCUCCAAUCGUUCUGCUCUACGCCGCGACCCUCGCGUCCGGCAUGGUCAUCACUCCCCGAGAGGCUGAGGCUCGCAUUGCCAUCCGCGGCGGUGGUGGUGAUGAGCACGGCGGUGGUGGUGGUGACUGGUGGGGUCACGGUGGUGGUGAUCAUGGAGAUCAUGGAGACCACGGUGACCACGGCGGCAACCCGGAGACUACUCCAUGCGAGACCGAGACUCCUCCUCCCGUAGAGACCUCGACUCCAUGUGAGACUGAUACUCCUACUCCUCCUCCGGUUGUCACUCCCACCUCCACCCCGUGUGAGACUGAUACUCCCACUCCUCCCCCGGUCGAGACAUCUACUCCUUGUGAGACUGAUACUCCUACUCCUCCCCCGGUUGUGACUCCUACUUCAACUCCUUGCGAGACUGAUACCCCGACCCCGCCGCCGGUCGAGACUUCUACUCCCUGCGAGACUGAUACGCCUACUCCUCCCCCAGCGUCAUCUACUCCUUGUGAGACUGAUACGCCUACUCCUCCCCCGGCGUCAUCUACUCCUUGUGAGACUGAUACUCCCACUCCUCCUCCCGCGUCAUCUACCCCCUGUGAGACGGAGACUCCUACUACUCCUCCCCCCGCUAGCUCGACUCCUUGUGAGACAUCGACUCCUGUCGUUCCUCCUCCCGCUAGCUCUACUCCCUGUGAGACCGACACUCCUACCGCUCCUCCCGCUACUUCUACUCCCUGCGAGACUUCUACUCCUGUCUCGCCAGUCUCGCCCCCUCCUGCUAGCUCCACCCCCUGUGAGACUUCUACUCCAGUUGUCCCUCCUCCUGCUAGCUCCACUCCUUGCGAGACAGAGACUCCUACUGCUCCUCCUGCCAGCUCCACUCCCUGCGAGACUGACACUCCCACCGCCCCUCCCGCCUCGUCUACUCCCUGCGAGACUGACACUCCCACCGCCCCUCCCGCCUCGUCUACUCCCUGCGAGACUGACACCCCCACCGCUCCUCCCGCCAGCUCCACUCCUUGCGAGACUGACACUCCUACCGCUCCUCCCGCCAGCUCUACUCCCUGCGAGACUGACACUCCCACCGCCCCUCCCGCCACUACCACUCCCUGCGAGACCUCCACUGUCACUCCCCCUCCUGUGGUCGUGACAACUACCUACACCACUACCACCUGCCCUGUGACCUGGUCUACCGUCUCCAGUGGUUCCUCAACCUACACUCACCCCGUGACCCAGACUAGCACUCUCACUGUCACCUCUGUGUUCACCUGCACCGAGGGUUGUGAGCAGCCCACUUCUCCCCCGGCUGUCCCCACCACCCCUGUUGUUGAGCCCACCACUCCUGCUGUUGAGCCUACUGCUCCCGUUGUGGUGCCCAGCUCUUCCGUCGAGGUUCCCCCCAAGGCUACCUCCCCCGCUCCUCAGCCUUCUGGCGUUGAGCCCACCGGAACUAGCCCCGCCCCCGUGGAGUCCUCUUCCGUCCCCGUCAGCUCUUCCACCUCCGCCCCUCCUGCUUCUUCCUCACCUGCUUUCAACAGUGCUCCCGCUCAGUUCCAGAAGUCCAUCGUGGCCUUCAUUCCUGGUCUGGCCGUUCUGUUCGCUCUGCUUUAA
Messenger RNA from Penicillium antarcticum, 1611 nucleotides. RefSeq lists its product as uncharacterized. The coding region runs from base 1 to 1611 and encodes 536 amino acids. The record is from RefSeq and is a predicted model, not a curated record. NCBI's taxonomy places the organism in Eukaryota, Fungi, Ascomycota, Eurotiomycetes, Eurotiales, Aspergillaceae. Gene Ontology annotation, cellular component: extracellular region. The transcript has 2 exons.